This is a messenger RNA of Zonotrichia albicollis (white-throated sparrow), 3728 nucleotides long. RefSeq names its product trans-golgi network protein 2 (gene TGOLN2). NCBI's taxonomy places the organism in Eukaryota, Metazoa, Chordata, Aves, Passeriformes, Passerellidae. The record is from RefSeq and is a predicted model, not a curated record. Gene Ontology annotation, cellular component: endosome; trans-Golgi network; trans-Golgi network transport vesicle.
CCCGCUCUCGCGAGAGCCGCGCCCGGAAGCGGUCGAGCCGGUGCUGAGGGCCCGCCCGCCAUGGAGGCCCCGCGGGCGCUGCCGCUACUGUCGGUGCUCUCGGUGCUGCUCCUGCUGCUCCUGGGGCUCUGCGCCGCCGACGGCGGCGGAUCUCCCGCGGUGUCUCAGGGAGCCGGAGCAGGUGACAACGGGGAACACACCAACACAGUGAACGCAGCCCCAGGGAAUGGAGACGGGCAGCAAAACAACGGUAACUCUGACAAUGGCAAUGCCCAACCAGACACGAGCGGUGGGACCAACACGGAUGAAAACACGGCAAACAAACAGCAGGACAACAGUGUGACUGAAAACGGCAGCAACGACGACAAGGAGAAGAAAGAGGAGGCACAGAGAGGCAGCGACACAGAGACUGCUCAGGAGGGCCAAGGUGCCAAUGGCAGGGAUGGAACCAGCAAUGGAAGAGGUGGAGGACAAGGAGGUGGAAGCCAAAGCAGCAACAGCGGUAACACGGACAGUGGUAACACAGGCAAGACAGGCAGUGAGGGGCAGGACAGUGCAGGCAGCAGCACUGAUGCCCAGGGCAAUGCAGGGACCAGCAGUGAUGGGCAGGGCAGUGAUGGCCAGAACGGUAAAGAGUCCAACACUGCCAACACAGGCGGCCAAAGCAGUGGCACUAGUGGCCAGGGCAACACAGCGAGCAGCACUAACGGUGAAAGCAGCAGCCAGAGUGAAAACAAUCAGCAGAACAAUGUCAGCAAGAACGGCCAGGCUGGCAACCAGGCAGAGGGCACCAAGGAGAAGGACAGCGAGGAUGACAAGAACAAGAACGGCAGUGAGAAGGGCAGUGAGAACACAAAUGGCAGCACCAAGCAGAGCACUAACCAGGACAGCACCAACAAGGACAAGGGCGACAACAACAAGGGCACUGAUGGCAAGGACAACAAGAACACAAAUGGCAUCACCAACCAGAACAGCAACACCCAGGACAACACCAACCAGGAUGGCACCAACCAGGAGAAGGGCAACACCCAGAGUGGCACCACCCAGGAUGACAGUGACAAGAACAAGGCUACCAACGGGGCCAGCAGCCAAGGAGGGCAGCAGGCCCAGGCUGAGAGCCCGGGCAGUGCUGCUGGCGAGCAGCCCCACGGCCAGGACAGUGCUCAGACCUCCCAGGAGGAGCAGAGCGCCGUGUCACACUCUGCUGCCCCUGCUGUGGACGGUGACAGCUCCCUGGAGAACGAAGAGAGCACCCUGGAGGAGGUGGCCAAGGCUGAGGAGGGCAGUGACCCCUCCCAGGAGCAGGACAGGGACAGGAGUGUCCCCUCCCUGCCCAGGCCCCGCUCAGAGAGCAGCCACUUCUUUGCCUACCUGGUGACCACAGCUGUCAUUGUGGCAGCCCUGUACGUGGCCUACCACAACAAACGCAAGAUCAUUGCUUUUGCUCUGGAAGGAAAAAGAUCCAAAACUGGUCGGCGGCCCAAAUCUGGUGAUUAUCAGAGACUGGAUCAGAAGAUCUGAUUCCUGCUCAGAGGAUGGUGGGGAUGCAGUGCUGCCACAGCUGGAUUCCAGCGCACGGGAAGGAAGGAGGGGAGACGCUUUUUGUUUUGCACCUGCACCUUGAUAAAACCUCUCACUUCCCUGAAUUGCUCCUUUCCCAGCUGCCUUGUUUUCCCCCUGGGCGUUUGGCUGCUGGAAAAGCCAGACCCAGGAUUUGUGUCCCAGUGCAAUGGGAUUUGCCAUCUGCUGGACUGACCCCUCCUUUUGGGGGGAAUUGAGGAUCUGCUGCACAAUGAGCCACAGGACUGUCCCUUCCUGGGCACGGAGCUGCCUCGGUCUCCUCCUGCCCCUCCUUCUCCCCCUGCUGGGUUUGGGUUCUCAGGUUGGGAGCACCCGGGUUCUCUUGUUUGGCAUUGACCCAGCCCUGACUCAGAUUUGGGGUUUCUCUCCCUGAUCAGCCUCACACCCAGCUUCCCUUUCUCACACAGGCCUCUGUCCAUGCUGAAGCAGUUUUUGUAGCUCAAACCCGUCGUGCUCCAUGCAGGUCUCUCCCCUCCCAGUGCUCCCAGUGCUCCCAGUUCAGCUGUGUGCACUGCGGGUGUUGGUUGUGGUGUGGUGGAGGAGGGGGCAGGCCGGGCAAUCCAUGCCCUGAUGGCUCAGGGAUUCAGAUGGGAACAUUGCUUCCUGCCCUUGUCAGGUGUAGGAAGGAGGGAAUGUCAAUCCCUGAGGGGUUUGGGAUGAGGGAGGCUCCCAGUCCCUCCAGUGCUGGACUGGUGCUGGUCAGCCCAAGGGUUGGUGCCCCACUUACACCUGUGAGGUUUUCAUUCCUGCAGCUCUGCUCCCCACAGGUUUCUCCAAGCUGGGAUGUUUCUGGAGAGGGCACAAAGCACCUGCUUAGCUCCUGGUUUAGAUUUUUCCAGAAGAAAAAGGAUCUGAGGAGCCCAGAGCUCCUCACGUGGGUACCCAGCUGCGCCACAUCGGGUGCCAGGCGUGUGCCAGUCCUGCACUGACUGCAUGGAAGAGUCCCAGGAUGGUUAAAUUCCCGUUAAAUUGUUAAAAAAAUUAAAUUAAAUUUUUCUGGCCUUGCCAGGCUUGGGAACAAUCAGCUCCUCGCCCUGUGGUCACCCUGGACAAGGGCAGAGCUGUUUCCUGGUCACUGUGAAAGCUGCAGCUCUAGUUUUGAUUUGUUAAUGGUUCAUUCCAAGAGGGGAGAGAGGGCCUGGCCUUCUCCAAACCCUAAAACCAUCCUUUCCCUUUCUGCUGGCUCUUGGCAAGCCCCAGAGUCCCUCUUGGCUUUGAAGAGUUCUCAGGGUUUCCCUAGGAGACAUCCAGGCUGCUGAAAGGACUUGCAGGAGUUGUUUGGAGGGAGGGAAAGGGAAGCAGGGCUGGGAAUGCAGCUCUGGGGAAAAAGGGUGGGAACCUGCUGCCCCAGAGCCCCUGGGGGACCAGCCAGGCUGGGAUCAGCCCCUUGGGGAGGGGGACACUUCUGCCUUUUGGGCACAGCAGGGACACAAACCCUGCUGCAGCGUGUGGGGCUCCGUGUGCUGCUCUGGCCAGGGGUUUGGCGUGUGUGUGUGUGCUUUUUGGAGUGUGAGUGCUCUACGCCAGCUUGGUCCUGCUGUGUUGGUUUUUUAAUUGAAUAAUAAUUUAGAAAGGCUUUCUAUUUUUUCACCGUCUACUUGCUUUUCUGUGCUGGGAGCUGUUUCAAACCCUCUCUUGCUCCAGGCUGUGGGAAUCCCACCCUGCUGCCAGCAGGGCAGGGGAUCAUCUGGAGCUGGAGCAUCGAUCCCAGGCUGAGCCAAGCAUUCCUUGGGGUGGUGAGGACACAGCUCAGGGUCUGGGGACAGGCAGGGCUCGCAGCAGGCUGAACUGGGGGCUUUUCCCCCAAAAUCUCCCCUCCAGCACUUCCCGAGGCUGCUGUGUUCUGCCUGGGCUGCCCCAAACCUCUGGGGCUGCUCCAGUUUGUUGAGGUUUAUGGUGUUUGUGCCACGUGUCCCAAAGGGAUCAAGGUGCACAGGACCUUUUCCCUUUGGACACAUGUGUCUGAUGGUACAGAGGGGUUUUUGCCAAAUAUUCCUACUGUUUAGGCUUGAGCCAGCACAUGAUUUGUUUUCUGCUGCAGCGCAAUGCACCUUGCUUGGAAGGAUCAGAAUUUUUUACAACUCUUUGUACUGUUUUUUUUUUUUUUAUUUUCUGUGUGGUGAAAUCAGUAAAUGGAUUAAAAAAGA